AUGAUGGCAAACAAAGAUCUUCGUAAUGGUGUUGCUGACUCUGAUGGUGAAAGCUCCAGGAGCAAGUUGUCAAGACCCAAUUUUGAGGCUAACAAAGGUUACCCAGAUGAGAAAGAUGUUGUUUUUCUGAAGGAUUCAGAGAUGGGUGGUUCUAGCAAUAACAACGGUGUUGGUAGUAACUCAGGUAUGCAAGAACUAACCCUAAGCUAUCUUUGUGGAAGUAAAAAAUUGAGUCUUGCUGAUAAAGAUGUUCAUGGUGAUGGUGAUGGUGAGAGUUUUCUGAAUUCUUUUGAAAAAAUGAGUCAGAAGGGUAAAGAGGUUAUGGUUUCUGAGAAUUCAAACCAAGAUGGGAAAUGGGUUGAAAGAGAUUUUAUGAGCUUGAGUGAAACAAGAGAGGAUUCUUCAAAGAGAUCUGUUGAAGAAGAAGAUGUUGAGAGAGAAAGAGAGAGUGUUAGGGAUAAGAAACCGAAGCUUGAGACACUGAAUCUCUCUCUUGCUUUACCUGAUGUGUCUCUUUCUCUUACUGCAUCGAAUGCCUUACAUGUUAAUGGUGAUCAGCAACAGCAACUGGUUAGGACCAAACCUUGUAGGCCUUCAACUACGGUUACUAGUUAUUCAACUGAUUAUACAGCACCUUCUUUGUCUUACUCUUAUUCGCACCCGUUUUCGCAUAAUCCAAGUUGCUCUCUAACGCGGAAUUCGACGGAGAAUUUUGAGUUUUCGAUGAGCAAAGAUGAUCAUAUUUGGAACUGUGGUGAAGGGACUAAUGGUUCUGUUCAUAGCAGGUUUAAACCUAUAGGUGACGGUGUUGUUGGUUUGUCGAAUCAUGGAGGUGGAACCGGUAUCAGUUCGUUCAUGCAACAAGGGAAUAAUAGUCAGUAUAAAACUACUAGUUCGGAGAAUCAUUCUUUUUUUCCGUCUGAAUUGCCUGCUAGACCUAGAUUUGAAGCUCAUUCAGGGGAUUCAAGAGGAAGAAACUCUGAGAAUUUGAGAGUGUUUGAAGGUUUAGAGGGUGGUAAGGUGAGGAAUGUUUCGAGACCGGAAAGAAUUGUUAGGGAAAUUGUUUCAGAAUCUAUCCCUAUUGUUUCACUGACGGUUCAGGAGUUUGGCGAUGAAGUCGUAGCAUCGACUCAGGAAUACUUGAAGAAUCUGAUUGAGAACAAGAAAGAAGAAUUAGUCAGCCUUCAAAACCGGCUUGAGAGAAGGUCCGAUCUUACCAAGGAGACUCUUUCAAAGGGCAAUAAAGUUCAGUUAGAGAUUUUACUUGCCGUCAAGAUGGGGCUGUCGAGCUUCUUAUACGGUAAUCUUCAAUUAUCUGAGAUGAUAGAGAUUUUCUUGUAUAGGAGAUGUAGAAACGUUACCUGCAAGAGUUUGCUUCCUGUUGAUGAUUGUGACUGUAAGAUUUGCUCGGGAAACAAAGGGUUUUGUAGCUCUUGUAUGUGUCCUAUUUGUUUGAACUUCGAUUGCGCAAGUAACACUUGUAGCUGGAUUGGAUGCGAUGUUUGUUCGCACUGGUGCCAUGCUGUCUGUGGCCUCCAAAGGAAGCUCAUCAAACCAGGGCCAAGCUUGAAGGGGCCUUCUGGGACCUCGGAAAUGCAGUUUCAUUGUAUUGGAUGCGGACAUGCCUCGGAAAUGUUUGGAUUCGUCAAAGACGUGUUCAUGUGUUGUGCUAAGGAUUGGGGACUUGAAACUUUGUUGAAAGAGCUUGACUGUGUUAGGAGGAUUUUCAUGGGAAGUGAAGAUCGGAAAGGGAAGGAAUUGCAUUUUAAAACCGAUGACUUGCUAUUAAAGCUUCAAACUAAAAUAGUAUCUCCAUCAGAUGCCUGCAAUUACAUCAUGCAAUUUUUCAACUAUGCGGAGAACAUGGCAAACUAUCCGGCUUCUGGUUUUUCUUCAAAGGAAUUGAUAGUCUCUCAAGCCAACCUUCCAAAGGACACACUAUCUCUUCCAAAAGCUAACUCUUCAAUACCGAAAUACUCUUAUGACUCGAGCUACUCUAGGCCACACUCCGGUGCCUCAUCGAAAGAUCUUCAUCAAAAAGACCUCAAAGCUUCCAUCUUAAGCGAGCUAAAAAACGACGCUGAUCUUCAAUUAGCAGCUUUACUAAGCAAAGGCGGGAUCGAAAGUUUGGAGAGCAUUGUGCGGAUAAAGGAGGCAGAAGCGAAAAUGUUCCAAACUAAAGCAGACGAAGCGAGGAGAGAAGCAGAAGGGUUUCAGAAGAUGGUCAGCUUAAAGACUGCACAGAUGGAAGAUGAGUAUACAACAAAGCUUUCUAAACUGAGUUUGCAUGAGACCGAGGAAACGCAGAGGAGGAAGUUGGAUGACCUGAAAGUCGUGGAAAAUUCCUACUUCGAUUACUAUAAAAUGAAGAAGCGAAUGCAAGAUGAGAUCGAUGGUUUGUUGCAGAGAAUGGAGGCAACAAAGCAGCAAUGGAUUUAA
Molecule: messenger RNA, 2439 nt
Organism: Lathyrus sativus (Indian pea)
Lineage: Eukaryota; Viridiplantae; Streptophyta; Magnoliopsida; Fabales; Fabaceae
Source: the annotation of a GenBank genome assembly